UCAAAUUAAGGAUAAAUGAAAAUUACUUCCUAAGAGGAUCAGACAAAUUUUGAAGAGAUUCCAACCUAAAACAAUAACGAAACGCCAUGAACAACCCACCAGGAUUCGAUGAAGAUUUCUUGGAAUUUGAAUCAAAAGUCAAUCAAGUGAUGAAGCUAUUGGAAGAUAUUAAUAACGCCAAUAAAAAGGAGGAUGACGGCAGCAGUCCUUCCAAAAAGGCAGCGCCCAAGAAUAUUUUCGAUGAAAUAGAUGAGAAUAACUUCAUUGUGACGGUUAAAGAAAGUCGCACGGUGUUGAAUCGAAGUAUUCUCGAAAAUGAAGACGAAAGCGAUGGCAAGAAGAAUGACAAUCCGAAUGUUAUGGAUAAAUUUACAUUUAUGCAGCAAUUUGAAAAGGAUGCCGAUGAGAGGGCCAAGGCCAGAAGAGAACGGGAACGCAUUGCACAACAUUUCAGGACUCUGGGCAAUGAAGCCUUUCGCAAACAAAACUAUGAAAAGGCCAUUAACAUGUACACCAAGGCAAUGGAACAUAUACGGGAUAGUCCAAUUUUAUACAACAAUCGUGCUUUGGCCUAUAUGAAAUUGAAAAACUAUAAACGUGGCAUUAUGGAUUGUGAUUAUGUGCUAAACAAAUUGGAAGAGAAAAAUAUUCGUAGUUGGCUGUAUCGUGCCGCGGCAUAUAAACGUUUGGGUGAUGAAAAGAAUUUCGAGACUAGCAUAAAAUUGGCCAGAAAAAAUAAUCCAAAAAAGGGUGAUUUUAUUGAUGAUUUCUUGGAAAAAUUCAAAACGGAAUCGAUUUAAAAAAAAUAUGUGGAUAAAUUAAUUUACAA
This is a messenger RNA of Musca domestica (house fly), 829 nucleotides long. RefSeq names its product tetratricopeptide repeat protein 12. The coding region runs from base 87 to 800 and encodes 237 amino acids. The record is from RefSeq and is a predicted model, not a curated record. Lineage: Eukaryota; Metazoa; Arthropoda; Insecta; Diptera; Muscidae. The transcript is spliced from 4 exons. Gene Ontology annotation, molecular function: protein binding.